AACUUUAUGGCUUGGUUUCUACUGCAUUUCCUCUCGGAGUAAAAAGCAUUUACUCUUUGUCACAAGAAAUUCGCUCCGCAUCAGGUCGUUUUUUCACGAUCACGGAUUCUCUCGUUCUCCUUGAGGUUUUUUGCUCGACCAGCGCUGGAAGUUUACGCAAUUUGAAGCUACAGUGCACCUGCGGGAGGAGUUUCAAUCCGGUUUCUGAUAUUUUGGACUGAAGAAUCAUGAAUCCUCAGCUUGUGGAGAUUCAUCCUCGUGAACUUAAGUUCAUCUUUGAGGAAAAAAAGCAGAGUUCGUGCAUUGUUCAUCUUGCCAAUGUCACCGAUCACUAUGUUGCUUUCAAGGUGAAGACUACAUCACCGAAGAAGUACUGCGUGCGACCCAAUGUAGGCAUUGUCAAGCCAAAAUCAACUUGUGAUUUUAUAGUUAUAAUGCAAGCGCAGAAAUCGGCUCCAUCGGAGACACAAUGCAAGGAUAAGUUCCUGGUUCAGACAACUGUUGUCGCAUUCGGUACAACAGAAGCCGAGAUUACACCUAGCAUGUUCUCGAAAGAUAGCCAGAAGCACAUUGAGGAGACCAAGCUCCGGGUUGCUCUUACGACUACACCCAAGCCUCCAGCAGAGCCACCUGCUGAUGUAAUUUUGGAACAAGAGAAAGAAACCUCUUUGCCGAAACUACCCCCUCAUUCAUCUGUUUUGCUGCCUGUGAACGGCGUUACGAGUCCAGAAUCAUCCAAUGAAAUGUCGACGCCAAAAGAAGGCGUCGAAAAUUUACCUCCCCACCAGGCACUCAAACAAAUGGGACGAACCACAGAUAAUGUCAGCAACAUCGAAAUAGAGUCGAGAUCACCAAAGGUCAUGGACAACACCUCUCUCCCAGGAAAAGACGAGAAAAUGAAGCAGCAGGUGAAAGAUGUAGAAGAAGCCAAGUUGAAACUAACACUAGAUAUCGAGGAAUUGAGGUCAAAGAUUACCACCAUGGAUGCCAAGCUGGUCGAGGCACAAGGCACAAUUAAUAAGCUAAAAGAAGAAAAGAGCAGCAUCAUUCGCGAGAAGUACUCGCUAGAACGAGACUUGGCAAUGUCGAGAACGGAUGCUAGAAAAGUUCAAGUAGGCUUUCCCCCUUUAUUCGUGUGCCUCGUCGCUCUGGUUAGUUUGCUGUUCGGAUUCUGGUUUCGAGCUUAGUAUAUACUAAUUCAUUCAACUACUAUAUAUACACACAUGUUUCUGUAUCUAUACAUACAUACAGCAUGCGCUUACGCCUGUUAGUAGAAGAAAAGAGAACCCAAGUUUUACUGAA
Messenger RNA from Andrographis paniculata, 1302 nucleotides. RefSeq names its product vesicle-associated protein 2-2. Gene Ontology annotation, cellular component: endoplasmic reticulum membrane; plasma membrane. Gene Ontology annotation, biological process: endoplasmic reticulum membrane organization. The record is from RefSeq and is a predicted model, not a curated record. The transcript is spliced from 9 exons. Lineage: Eukaryota; Viridiplantae; Streptophyta; Magnoliopsida; Lamiales; Acanthaceae. Bases 228 to 1187 code for a protein of 319 amino acids.